AGUGGCCACGUGGGGCAUCACACUGGCGAGCCGAGACACAAGUGGUUGUGCAGGUCUUACCUUGCAUUUCAGCUGAGCAUAGAUAAGAAGACCACACCAGAGGGACGCAAGGCUGAUAGUGACGCCCAGGAUAGCUGAAGUGAAGCUUCCUCUUGGCGUGAUAUGCAGGAGCCCCCGUUUUCCGUCCGUCCGCUUGGGUCUCAAGACUCUGGCCUGGCUUUAAACUCAUCAACAGGAUCUUCCUCGUAAGGACAAGACAACUCGACUGAUCAGCUGACUUGUUUGUUGCCAGCAGCUUUUGGACCACUACAUAGAGGCUUUGGCACUACAGCCUUGUUGGAGAUAAAAAAAAAAAAAAAACUCCAACAAGAACAAAUAACUUGCGGGAGACACCUCAGCCAAGCAAAGUAUUAUGAAUAACCUUGAAGUGAUUGGGAAUUACAAGAAUGGCCCAGAUCAAGUUAUUCCUGCAUCGUCUUUUAAAACCUGGAAUGCAGAUGGAGCCACACAGGUGUUUCUGUCUGAUGAAGAGGCUGCAUCCUAUAAACCCAAAUCAGUGUACACCAUGUUGAAAGAGACAGCUAAAGACUAUCCAAACCAUCCUGCCUUGGCUGUUAAAAGAGGAGUAUGGAAAUACUGGACCUACAAGGAGUAUUUUGAAGAAUCCAAAACAGUAGCAAAGGCCUUCAUCAAGUUGGGCCUUGAUAGAUUCCAUGGCGUCUGCAUCAUGGGCUUCAACUCUCCUGAAUGGGUUAUAGCUAACUAUGGUGCUGUGUUUGCUGGUGGGUUGUCUACUGGGGUAUAUACAACCAACUCUCCAGAGGCAUGUAGAUACUUGGCUGACAGCUGUGAUGCUCAAAUAAUUGUCGUUGAAGAUGUUACAUGCCUGAAUAAAUUUUUAGCAGUCAAACGCUUCCUGCCCAGCAUAAAGGCUAUCAUUCAGUGGUCUGGUAUUCCGGGUGCACCAGGGGUACUGUCUUGGCCAGAACUCUUGGCCACUGGCCUAGCUGAGAAAGAUACUGAAUUGAAUGAAAGACUUUCACUGUCAGCUGUGAACCAGUGCUGCACCCUCAUCUACACCUCAGGUACCACUGGACCACCAAAGGGAGUAAUGUACUCACAAGAUCUUUUGAUUUGGACAGCUCUCCAGUAUAAAAUAAAUGGUUUACUGAAAGACACUGAAGAAAGCAUGGUAUCAUACCUUCCUCUGAGUCACUUGGCAGCUCACUUACUGGACAUCUAUAUAUCAUGUGUAUCAGUUACCACAGUUUACUUUGCUCAGCCAGAUGCCUUGAAGGGCUCCUUGCUACAAACCCUCCUCGAAGUUCAGCCAACUCGUUUUAUGGGUGUUCCCAGGGUCUGGGAAAAAAUGUAUGAAAAGAUGCAGGAAGCAGAAGCUAGUGUAGGAGGCUUGAAGAAAAUUAUUUUAUUGUGGGCCAAGUAUCAUGGCUUAAACUACUAUAAUGCCAUAAGAGAUGGGAGAAUCUUAAGUUCAUAUGAAGUGAUGGCCAAUUCACUUGCUAAAUCCCUAAUCAUAAACAAAGUCAAGGCAGCAAUUGGCUUGAGUCGUAGUACUGGCUUGAUCUCAGGAGGUGCUCCCAUUUCUAAGGAAGUCUUGGAAUUCUUCAUGAGCUUGGACCUACCUAUUAUGGAGGGAUACGGGCUUUCAGAGAGCAUGAGCAUAUGUUCAAUGAAUAUGAUAGAGGAAGGAAUGUUCAAACUAGGAAGUGUUGGCAAGAUUCUACCCCAGACUACUUGCCGCUUGGAAUACUUCAGUGGAUGCAAGCUUGGAGAAGGAGAAAUAUUAAUCAAAGGUCGAAAUAUAUUCAUGGGAUAUCUGAAAAUGCCAGAAAAAACCAACGAGACUAUUGAUGAUGAGGGCUGGUUGCACACAGGAGACAUUGGCUGUUUCGAUGAUGAUGGAUUCCUGUUUAUUAGUGGACGUAUUAAAGAGCUAGUCAUCACAGCUGGAGGUGAAAACAUCCCUCCUCUUCUCAUUGAAGAUACAGUGAAAAAGCAGCUUCCAUUCAUCAGUAAUGCCAUGCUUGUUGGUGACAAGCAAAAGUACUUGUCAAUACUAUUGACUUUGAAAACGGAUGUCAAUGAAGAAACAGGAGAACCACUGGAUACCUUGUCUCCCCAGUGCCUGAAGAUGAUGAUAAAUCUAGGGCUGCCUCAAUUGCACACAGUGACUGAUGCUUUGAUUGAAUUGGAAAAGAAUCCUCAGGGUGUCCUAGCCACUGCCAUACAAGAGGGUAUUCAGAGGUAUAAUGAUCAUCAUGCAGUAUCCAGAGCACAGAAACUACAGCGGUGGAUGGUUUUACCUCAUGAUUUUUCCCUGUUUACUGGAGAAUUAAACAGUACACUAAAGUUGAAGAGAAGCGUUGUGAUGGAAAAAUACGCAGAUACCAUAAAUUAUUUAUACAGCUCAAAGGAUCCUUGGAAAACAAAAAGCAAACUGUAGACAAACAAUUUUUUCAGGCAGCUCUACUGGACAGCUUUGAAGAGGUCAGAUUACAGUUGAGGACAAAAACAUCUGAAGUGAGUUGUGGAAGAUGUCCUUGCCACAAGCCCACUGGACCACUUCUAACUUAUCAUGGCAUCCUUGAUUUAAAACAAAAUAUUAUCCCAUUUUAUUGGAGGGUAUCACCAUCCUCAUUAUAGCUAGGUUCUGAUAUUAGUACUCAUCUGGCAGGUCUCCUGGAGCCAUCGUGAUAUUUUUCCUUCUUUUGGAUGGUAUUGGCUGAGAAGUGUCAGUAGCUUUCUGUUUCUUGACUCUUGGUGAUAUUGCUCUUUUUUUUUAGCAUGGAAGAGGUAUCAGCAGUAGAAGUGGAGCCAUUGACUUGUCUGGGGAUGGAGAUGUCAGUUCCUGCAAUACAAUCCUCCUUUAUUCUUUCCCAUUCAGAUGAAUAAUAUUCUGGGAAGAUGGUAUCCUAACUGAUUUUCUCCUUCCAAGCUUCUUGUAUUAACAUUUUCCCUCUUAUUGUUAUAGGGCUUAUUAUACCCAAAGGAUCAAAUAAAAGAGAUAUUUGGCUUAGUAAUGAUCCUUUAGUCAGAUUUUGUUCAAAAUAUUGAGGCUUACUCUAAUCUAACACCAUUCACAUCCCACACCAUACCCAGUAAGUUUUGCAUCACAGGUAACUCUGAUAGAAGUCGUUCCUUUAAAAGAUUUUACAAAUUUUUUUUGAGUUGCUAUUCCAACUCUGUAGAGGCAUGUUAGCAGCUAAACACUUUGUUGCCUUUUCAUAGAGAGUUACCACUUCUUCCUCUGUGUCUGUUAUUUGUAAGUUGUCCAUGUAAAACGCAUGACCUAUUUCAGGGCAACCAGCUUUGUUGAAAUGAUGAUGUAAGGUCAAGCAUAACAGAAAUGGACGAACAUGAGCCAAAGAGGAUGGAUUUAAAUCGGUACACAUCCAAAGGACUAUUCUCUUUUCUCGGAUCUCUUGGCCAUAAGAACUUUGUGAAGUCAGUCUUCUUCCUUUAAACCUAUCUUUAAGAAUGCUUUAGAUAUGUUGGCUACCAAGGCAUAUGGUUUCAGACAGAAUUUCACCAACACUUCAAGUAAAUUCUGUAUACAAAUAAUUAUCUAGACUGCUUGCUCCCUUGGCUGCCCAUGAACUGAAGACCACCCUUAUUAGUAUGGUGACAGAGUCUUUCUUUAAUGCAUGAUGGGGGAGGUUAUGGCCAGUGUUAUGAUUUACUGGUUUACUUUCUAUGAAAUUACUUAUGGUUGGAUUUCUUAUGAUAUUGUCAUAUUGUUCUAACAUGGGGUUUAUUUUUCCCUAAUUUAGUCCACAAAUUAAUUAGUUGACCCUUGGCAUCGAUAUAAUUGGUUGGUAGGGAUGGUGAAUUUAAUUUCCAAGGUAAUCUGACCCAAUAUUGGUUGUCUUUAUACUCUGUUGUUUUGCUGAAGUAAUCUUGAGUCAUUUGCUCUUCAACAUUUGGAGCCUUAUGAUUUAGUCUUAUAGUAUCUAAGUCCCAUAAAUUAUGUAUAGGUUCAUUCCUUUCCUCUGUCAGGCAGUUCACUAGGGAUAAUUUGAGCUCUAAUACAGGUUACUAGUAAGGACUGGAUUGGUGUCACAAAGACCAGGUCUACUCUUUGAGUUGGUAGUAGACCCUUAGCAGGUAACAUUGGUCCUAACCAUGAGAUUCCUACCAGCUGUUGUACGCAUUUGAAUGCCAUAUUUUCUUAAGGAUUUCCCUACAAAACUUCCCAUAGUAAUCUGAACCUAUUAUUAGUUGAAUCGGACCCACCUUGUCUGAUGUUAUGUUUUGGUCCCCGAGCUUUAUAGCCUUUGUUCUUAGGAAAUCAGCAGUUUCCUUAUAACGUUUUAUAGUUAGAUUGGUAUUCAUGUCUGGCAUCACCACUGCUGUUAUCUUUGUUUUAAAUUUACCUAAUUGUACGGUGGGUUUUACUGUCAUAAGUUUGGGUGUCAUUGCUAGUUAGGAAACCCAUGAUCCUUAAUUAAUCUUGUCACAGUUUCCAGUUUCCUUACUUAUGAAACUUUUCAAUGCUUCUGUGUUGAACAGAACCUUGGCCUUCACCAGUCAUCUUUGAAUACUAAUUUUUACUUUUGCUAUUGGAAUUAGUGCAGGAGAGAUAGGUUGGUUAUUAUUGGUCUCAUUAUGUAGGACAGGCGGGUUAGUUAAGUAUUGUACCCUAUCAUCUCACAUCAAGGUUGGAAAAAAUCCCUUUAUUUUAUUUUUUAUUUUUUUAAAGAACCCACUUUUUGGGGGGUUGGGUUUUUUGGGAGUUUUAUUGUUAUGGGGAGGUUUUAUUUAUUUUUUUUUUAUUCCUCCUAUUUACAUGUAAAUCAGUUUAAAUAAGCAAUUAUAAAGUAAUCUAAAAUUAAACGGUUUGAAUUUAUUUUUAUUUAUUUUUUCAUGCAGGACCAGUAAAAAAAAAAAAAAAAAAACUGAGGUGCCAGUCCCCAAACAGAGUUAAAAGUGGUAGUCAGAAAUUACAGAUAAGUAUUUUGAAACCUCCCUCUUGAAAGAAUUUGUCAUAGGAAGGUGGAAAUACAGAAGCAAGCAGGCAGUUCCGAAGUUUACCAAACACCUAAACAAUAGGUGACUGAGAAUACUGGUUAACCCUUGCAUUACAGAGGUGGAUAGAAUAGGGAUGAGAAAAAGAAGAAAGUCGUGUGCAGCAAGGCCACAGUAGGAGAGGAGGCAUGCAGUUAGCAAGAUAACAAAAAGCAGUUGGCAUAAAAAUAGCAGUAGAAGAUAGCAAGAGAUGCAACAGUGAGGCAAUGAGACAGAGACCAAAGACACUCCUUUAGAGGAGAGAAGUUGAUAAGACGAAAAGCUUUUGAUUCCACCCUGUCUAAGAGAGCAGUACGAGUGGAACGAGUGGAAAUGUGAAGUUUCCAGUUUAUAUUAUAAGUAAAGGACAAACUGAGAAUGUUAAGUGUAGAAGAGGGGGACAGCUGAGUGUAAAUGAAGAAGAGGGAACAGUUGUUUGGAAGGUUGUGUCGAGUUGAUUGAUGGAGGAAUUGAGUUUUUAAGGCAUUGAAUUUUUGUUGGGGCAGUUUGCUCUGCCCCAAUCAGAAAUUUUUGAGAGAUCAGAAGUCAGGCCUUCUGUGCUUCCCUGUGAGAACUGUUUACUUCCUGAAGGGCUGGACAUCUACGAAAAGAUGUGAGAAAGUGCAGGAUGGCAUCAUCAACGUAGGAGUGGAUAGGACAAGAAGUUGGGUUUAGAAGAUUACUGAUGAAUAAUAGGAAGAGAGUAGGUGACACCAGAACGCUAAGGAACACCAUUGUUAAUAGAUUUAGGAGAACAGUGACCGUCUACCACAGCAGAUAUAGAAUGGUCACAAAGGUAAUGAAAUGAAGUUACAGAAAGGAUAGAAGCUGUAGGGAGGUAGUUUGGAAAUCAAAGCUUUGUGCCAGACUUCAUCAAAAGUUUUUGAUAUGUCUAAGGCAACAGCAAAAGUUUCACCAAAAUACCUAAAAGAGGAUGACCAAAACUCAGUAAGGAAAGCCAGAAGAUCACCAGGAGAACGGCCUUGAUGAAACCCAUACCAGUAAUCAGACAGAAGGUUGUGAAUUGAUAGAAUUUAAGAAUCUUCCUGUUGAGAAUAGAUUCAAAACUUUAGAGAGGCAGGAAAUUAAAGCAAUAGGACAGUAGUUUGAAGGAUUAGAAUGUUCAUCCUUUUUAGGAACAGGCAGAAUUUAGGCAACCUUCCAGCAAGAAAGGUAGAUGUUGAUAGACAGAGUUGGAAGAGUUUGACUAGGCAAGGUGCAAGCAUGGAGGCACAAUUUCAAAGAACAAUAGGAGGGACCCCAUCAGGUCUAUAAACCUUCUGGGGGUUUAAGCCAGUGAGGGUGUGAGAAACAUCAUUGUGAAGGAUUUUAAUGGGUAGCAUGAAGUAGUCAGAGGGUGAAGGAGAGGGAGGAACAAGACCUGAAUCAUCCAAGGUAGAGUUUUUAUAUAGCAAAGGUUUGAGUGAAGAGUUCAGCUUUAGAAAUAGAUGAGAUGGCAGUAGCACCAUCAAGUUGAAAUAAAGGAAGUAAAGAUGAAAAGGCAAAGUUAUUGGAGAUGUUCUUGGCUAGGUGCCAGAAGUCAUGAGGGGAGUUAGAUCUUGAAAGAUUUUGACACUUUCUAUUAAUGAAGAACAGAUACUUGUUUAGGUCAUGCCGAAAUAGGUUGGUCCAGUUGGACAAAGCCUGUGUUAACCUUUACUUUAAGGGAAAUUAAUGGGUCAGGCUUGACUACUUUUACAUUUUUUAUGUAUAUGUACAUAUACAUGUUGUAGCCAAGGCACCCAGGCCUAUAGCAUUGCCCCCGAGGCCACCAACGACGUGACCCCUUGUGGGGCCAUGUCCCACUUAUGUCAUUCCUGGUCAUGAACAGGUCAGUGCCUGCCACGAUGCUGAGGCACCCAAGCGCUGAGUAAAGGUGACUAAGGACGUGUAGUUUAAUGGGCCUGACCUAUUCGUAAUAAAUCUUAUGAUAGUAGUGAUCAAGUUACUUUACAGCCUAUGCAGGUCAUUAACCUCACAAAACAGUGACCCACUAAUAGCCUCAGUAAUGCACGAGCUAGAAGGGCAUAGGAAAUCUACACAUGUUCGUGUGUAAAGGUGGUUAACCAUAGACUCCCACCGAGACAUGUCUCUUACAAACCUACAGUGAAGUAUAAGCAUCCUGGUGAUCAUGUGGAGUGAAGGAAGAGAUGAGUGUACUAACUAGUUAGAUUUUAAACCUUAAAGGAUAACUCCUUAUGUAGUAGUAAGUAGCAAUGUAAGUAGGUCAACGUUGCCGUCAUCAAAACUGAAUAUAAGGCGAAGUAGCAAAUGAUUCUCUCAGACCUUAACUAGACUCCUGUUACAGGUUUCUGAAAGGUGCUUAUACUUGACAGCACCAUGAAAUUCCAAGUCGUUCUCUGUCUCAUCUUGGUCAUAAGUAAUACUUAGAAGAUUUUCCUAAGUGCCUUGUGUGUCUCAACUUAGUAUGUUGUUUCAGUAUACUGUGGUCUCCAUAUAUUUUAUGUUAUUUUCCAUGUGUUGAUAUAAUACUGAAUCUUGAUGAGUGAUUUAAUAUCUUUUGUGUCACUUCGCAUGUAGUGCUAAUAUUUUAAUGUUACAUUUGAUUAUUCUUUUAUGUGAUUAUAUUGUGUGUCCUUAGAUGUUAAUGUGUUGUGUUACUGAAUGCCCUGAGUUGGUCAAUAAAGCCUUGCUAAAGUAAAGUGAAGAAUGAUGUCAAGAUUUAUUGAAAGAUCACUCAAAGUUUUAAUAUGUGGUGGAGUUCUUGCCUUUUGUUGCCUGCGUGUAUCGUUGGAAUGUAUUAAUUACUGGUUAAUAAAUAAUGUUAAAUUUGUUAAAU
Messenger RNA from Scylla paramamosain (green mud crab), 7825 nucleotides. Its product is annotated as long-chain-fatty-acid--CoA ligase ACSBG2-like. Gene Ontology annotation, cellular component: membrane; endoplasmic reticulum. Gene Ontology annotation, molecular function: long-chain fatty acid-CoA ligase activity. The coding region runs from base 413 to 2464 and encodes 683 amino acids. The record is from RefSeq and is a predicted model, not a curated record. The transcript has 17 exons. Lineage: Eukaryota; Metazoa; Arthropoda; Malacostraca; Decapoda; Portunidae.